AGAGCGCAAAUCACGAGGGAAUUACCUCAAACUGAGGGUAUCUCUCCGUCCACUGAACCCACUUGACCAUUCUUUCCCACUUCUCUCUCUCUACUUUCUCUCUCUACUGUGCGUCACUCUAGUUUUCAUAACCCACCUACGGCCUCGCAGCCCUCCUCUUUUCCGCAUGAUCCUCAGAGAAAAGCUAAUCAAAAGCAAGAGCGAGGGAUGGGUGACUAAAUAAAUAAAGGUGGAUCAGAGGAGGGAACCACCCUUCUCUCUCUUCAAUGGAUUCUAAGAAUUUGGUUUUCCGAGUUCAGAAUCUGCAUUCUGCUGUAAGAUCAGGUGAUUUGGAGGCAGUGAAAUCAAUUGUGGAGUCAGAAACGGGAGAUGGAGCCGCUGGUUUAAUGGCGGCCAAGAACGAUGCAGGGGAGACGGCUCUGUACAUUGCGGUCCAAACCAAUCGCUAUGUAAUGGUUAAGUAUUUGGUGGGGUUUUGCAAUCUCGAGAUUGCUGAGCUCAAGUCUAGGGUAGGGAUCAAUGCUCUCCAUGUUGCAGCAAAAGGGGGUUGUUUGGCUACUGCGAAAGAACUGUUAAGCCUGUGGCCUUCACUUUGUAAAUCAUGUGACCCAUCAAACACUACUCCCCUUUAUUUUGCUGCUAUUCUGGAUCACCUGGAUGUGGUCAAUGCCAUCUUAGAUACAGAUGAUAGCUCAAUUAGGAUUGUGAGGAAAAAUGGCAAAACUUCACUUCAUAUGGCUGCUAGGACUGGUCUUCUCUCUAUUGUGAGAGCGCUUCUGCAUAGAGAUCCAGGAAUAGCUUCCAUAAAAGACAAGAAGGGUCAGACAGCGCUUCAUAUGGCUGUAAAGGGCAAAAAUAUUGAUGUGGUGGAAGAGUUAUUAAAUGCUGAUAUUUCCAUUCUCAAUGCUCGUGACAAGAAGGGAAACACAGCUUUACACAUGGCUACAAGGAAAUGGCGCUCGGAGAUGGUGACCUAUCUUCUCUCUGACAAAUCCAUCGAUAUUAACGCUGUCAAUAACCUGAAUCAAACUGCCAUGGACAUUGCUGAGAAACUCCAAUAUGGUGAAUCUGCCUUGGAAAUAACCGAGUCUCUGGCAGAUGCCGGUGCCAAGACUGCUCGCAAUAUUAACCAAUCUGAUGAGGCCAUAGAACUAAACCGAACCGUGAGCUCCAUAAAACACGAGGUGCACACCCAACUCUUACAAAAUGCAAAGACGAACAGAAGGGUAUCAGGAAUAGCGAAAGAGCUGAAAAAACUUCACAGAGAAGCAGUUAGCAAUACAACCAACUCUGUGACUGUGGUUGCUGUUCUUAUUGCAUCAAUUGCCUUCAUGUCUAUAUUCAACUUACCAGGUCAAUAUCUUCAGAAGGAUCCUGAUAUGGGUCAAGCCACAAUAGCUGGGGUCUAUGGAUUUCAUGUUUUCUGCCUCUUAAAUGCCGUUGCUCUUUUUAUCUCAUUAGCCGUGGUGGUGGUUCAGAUCACGUUGGUUGCUUGGGAAACUAGUGCCCAGAAGCAGGUUGUAUCGGUGGUUAAUAAGCUUAUGUGGGUCGCGUGCCUUAGCACAUGUGGGGCAUUUCUGUCAAUAGCAUUUGUGGUUGUUGGUAGAGAUGGCUCGAGCUUCGCUAUUGUAGUAACUUGUAUUGGGGGACCAAUCUUUGUUGGGACUCUUGUUAGUAUGUGCUACUUUGUUCUCAGGCAACAUUUGGGGAAAUGGGGUGAUGAUUCACAGAGGCGUAUCAAGAGAGCAAGUGGAAGCAAAUCCUUCUCUUUAUCUAUCUACACUGACUUUUCAGAUCCAGAUGCUUAUGACUCAGACCACAAUGGGAUAUAUGCUCUAUAGCCAUUUGGCAGCACAAGUUCAUGAAUACUUUUUGUAAAUGAGUAAGUUACUAUAAUCGAAUAUGGAUAACAAUAAUACAAUCGGCUAAUUAACCAUGCAAGGAAAUUGUGGAGAGUGAUGGAGAGAGAGUGGGCCUAACAGGGCCAGGGCCAGAUGUGACCCUUUUGCCAUCACCAUCAUUUCAUUGGUUGGCAAUGACCUCAAGGCACUAUCGUUUCCAUUUAUCUAUUUGUAUAUUUAAUGUGGUGUAAAUAAAAGGGAAAAUACCGUUGUGACUUUUAUUUUGAGCUUUUA
This is a messenger RNA of Amborella trichopoda, 2135 nucleotides long. Its product is annotated as Ankyrin repeat family protein. Gene Ontology annotation, molecular function: protein binding. The record is from RefSeq and is a predicted model, not a curated record. Lineage: Eukaryota; Viridiplantae; Streptophyta; Magnoliopsida; Amborellales; Amborellaceae. Gene Ontology annotation, cellular component: plasma membrane.